Molecule: messenger RNA, 154 nt
Organism: Entrophospora sp. SA101
Lineage: Eukaryota; Fungi; Glomeromycota; Glomeromycetes; Entrophosporales; Entrophosporaceae
Source: the annotation of a GenBank genome assembly
AGGAUCAAAAGAAGAUGAAUCAGAUGAUGAGUCAGAGGCUGGGAGUGAGAGUGGAUAUGAUGGAGAUGAAGAAGAAAGGGAGGAUAGUGAUGAUGAAGACAGUGGGAGCAAUUAUAAUGUUGAUGAUAGUGAUAAUAAUAAUUAUAAUGGAUGA